Messenger RNA from Pocillopora verrucosa, 1822 nucleotides. The record is from RefSeq and is a predicted model, not a curated record. Lineage: Eukaryota; Metazoa; Cnidaria; Anthozoa; Scleractinia; Pocilloporidae.
UCUGUGUCUCUUUCCGAAGCAUUUACUUUGAUGCAAGAAGAAAAUCUAGACAACUUCUUGAAGUUUCUCGGAACUGAUCCUUUUGAAGAAAGUUUGCGUGUAUCCAUUAGCGACCUUAGUAACCUGCAAGUAGAGUUGUACAUGGAGAAGCAAUCUCAUAGGGACAAAUUAUGCACGCUAAAUUUCACUCCGACCUUUCCAGAUCAGACCUCUUCUCCCAGGUACUUUCCUUCUACAGCACAGGUAGCCAUGCCUGAGCAAAAGGAAGAUCAGGUUGCGCUGGAAUCCAGCACAUCUUUCCCCUCUCCGAAAGCACCUGAAGAAACAGCUUCAAAUAAUUUCUCAAAAGAGGAUUUGAAAGUUACAAUCUUAGCAGAUGAGUGGAAUUCACUGAAAGGUGGAUUAUCGACGUUUAACAGAGAACUUGCUAUUCAUUUAGCAAGCCGAUCCGACACUCAGAUCACUUUCCUUGUUCCUCACGGUGCAUGUGGAUUGGAAGAAAAAGCAGCAGCUGCGAAAAAUUGUGUUACUAUUAUGGAGGCCAAGAAACUUAUUGCAUGCCCUUCCCCCGUAGAAUUGUUUUUUCCACCGAAGGACCUUGGAAUUGAUGUCGUAAUUGGUCAUGGCGCGAAGCUUGGUCAUCAGGCUCAGAUUAUUAGGGACUCUCAUGACUGCAAGUGGGUUCAAGUAGUGCACACUGCUCCGGAUGAACUCGGUAUGUACAAGGACUGUCCGAAAGCUAUCGCACAAAGUGAAGAAAAGAAUCAGCGUGAGGUUAGUCUAUGCGAAAUAGCUGACCUUGUCAUGGCGGUUGGACCUAAAUUGAAAGGUUUCUACUCCAAUCAUCUACGCUCUUUCAACAAAGAUCAGGAUGUUGUGGAAUUUACACCGGGAAUUAUGAGAGAUUUAACUGAUGUGAAGCAGUCGCUAAACGAGAAUGACGUAUUUCAGGUCCUAAUGUUUGGGCGUGGUGAUGACGAAGACUUCGAGCUAAAAGGCUACGAUAUUGCCGCUGGGGCAUUUGCAAGUCAUGAGCUGAAAAACGACUUCUAUUAUCUCACCUUCGUUGGAGCGGCCCCAGGGAAACAAGACGAAUUUGCGGCGAAGAUUCUUCAACAUGGCAUUUCUAAAAACCAGCUGUCUGUCAAAGAAUAUAUCAAGGAUAGAGAUCGAUUAAAAGAGCUGCUUCUUCGUAUGGAUCUGGUUAUCAUGCCUUCAAGAACAGAGGGAUUUGGACUCACUGCUCUUGAGGCCUUAUCCACUGAUGUGCCUGUCCUUGCUGGCCAUAACUCAGGCUUUGCAAAAGCGUUGCAGAAGAUAGAAUUUGGAGAACUCUGUAUAGUUAACUCAGAUAGUCCCGAAGACUGGUCAAAGGCGAUUAAGAGGGUCCGUCAAAAGGAGAGAAAAAAGCGGCUAAACGAGAUGCAACGAGUGCGGGAAUCUUAUGGACAGAACUACAAAUGGGAAGAACAAUGCGAGAUUCUUAUAAGGGAGAUGAGGAGGAAGGUUUUUGUGUAGAACCUCAGUACAUGGACAGUAGACCUAUGAAGACACUAUGAGAAGCAAGCAAUAUGGUGAUUCAACACAGAAUUUUGUAUUACUGAAGAAACUAAACAAUUAACGUCUUUCUUAAAUCUUUUAUUUCAUCGAAUUGGCCAGGAAAACGUUUACCCAAAUAAGGCUCUCUUAGAUCACUAGAUUAGAUGUAAAUAUUUUAGUUUUGAUAUAAAUUUCCUCGUAGUGCAAUACUGAAGUUCACUAGUCAGUGGUUUCACCCAGAGACCCAAACCAACAGUUCAGAAGAAAGUAUGUAACUCAUAAA